CCAUCUAAUUAGCUGCAGGUCGCGAAUAAUUUAAGUAUGUAUCUCAGGUAAGGAUGGGGAUACUAGUCUUGGAACUGCAUGUCAAAAUCGAUCUGUGCAAUCCAGAGCGAGUUAAGGAGAGGUCGCCGCCGGCGGGUUCGAAAAAUCCUGGUUGAAUUGUUAUCAAUCAUCGGCAGAUUCAAAAAAUCAAUCCGAACAUAUCAAUCCCCGGCGGGUUCGAAAAGUCCCACGACCGAGCAAUUUUGCACCCAACCGUUCCGGAUCCGUUCGUGCGGCCGACAAAGAGAUUGCUUCACCCAGUUUUGUAAAGGUACUGUAACAAUGGUCAAUGUCCUUCUAAAGGAAACAAAGGUAGCGUGCCUGAAGUGGGGAUGAAGUUUACAAGCAUUGAAGAAAUUCGAGAACACUAUCUGGCUUAUGCUCGAAGUGUAGGAUUUCCAAUGCGGACUAGGACAACUCGCAAAGCCAAAGAUAGAACUCCUAGAAGUGUUACAUUUGUGUGUAAUCGACAAGGAAAUAAAAAGAGCAAAACACAAGAUGUGUUCCACCCUUUUUGCUUUUUGCUUUUUGUGUAAAGUAUGUAACAAGUAUGAUAACUUUCUCUGAGUUCCCUGCACAUAAACUAAUGUAAACCUG
Molecule: messenger RNA, 636 nt
Organism: Cuscuta campestris
Lineage: Eukaryota; Viridiplantae; Streptophyta; Magnoliopsida; Solanales; Convolvulaceae
Source: the annotation of a GenBank genome assembly